Molecule: messenger RNA, 1093 nt
Organism: Oryza sativa Japonica Group (Japanese rice)
Lineage: Eukaryota; Viridiplantae; Streptophyta; Magnoliopsida; Poales; Poaceae
Product: photosystem I chlorophyll a/b-binding protein 6, chloroplastic
Biological process (GO): photosynthesis, light harvesting in photosystem I; response to light stimulus
Cellular component (GO): chloroplast thylakoid membrane
Source: RefSeq, a predicted model, not a curated record
CGCCCUCUCCCUCCCUAUCCUAAACUCCAAGCAGAUAAACUGCUCUGCACUUUUCCCUCCUUCACACUUCACCAGCUUCACUCGCCCUCUCCCUGUUCUCCUCACUCUCCUCCAUGGCUCUGCCCUCCGGCUCAUUCGCGGCAUGUAGCAUCCAACCAAGGGUGCGGGCGGCGUUGCGCGCGCCGACGCUGCCGUCGCAGAACGCCGCCGUUGCAAGGAUGGCCGGCCACCGCGCCGGCGCGACGAAGGGCGGCGUGUCCGCGGUGUGCGAGCCGCUGGGGCCCGACAGGCCGCUCUGGUUCCCCGGCAGCUCCCCUCCUCCGUGGCUCGACGGCAGCCUCCCGGGAGACUUCGGUUUCGAUCCUCUUGGAUUAGGGUCGGAUCCGGAGCUGCUGCGGUGGUUCGCGCAGGCGGAGCUGAUGCACAGCCGGUGGGCGAUGCUGGCGGUGGCGGGGAUCCUGGUCCCGGAGGUGCUGGAGAAAUGGGGGUUCAUGGAGGACUACUCAUGGAUCGACGCCGGCGCGCGCGACUACUUCGCGGACCCGUGGACGCUGUUCGUGUCGCAGAUGGCACUGAUGGGGUGGGCGGAGGGGCGGCGGUGGGCGGACUACCUCAACCCCGGGUGCGUCGCCGUCGAGCCGCGGCUGCCCAACCGGAGGAACCCCGUGCCGGACGUCGGCUACCCCGGCGGGCUGUGGUUCGACUGGGGCAACUGGGGCCGGGGAUCGCCGGAGCCCGUCAUGGUGCUGCGCACCAAGGAGAUCAAGAACGGGAGGCUCGCCAUGCUCGCCUUCGUGGGGUUCUGGUUCCAGGCCGUCUACACCGGCGAGGGCCCCAUUGAUAACCUCCUGCAUCACCUCGCCGACCCCGGCCACUGCAACGUCUUCUCGGCAUUCACGUCCCAUUGACGGGAUUAGAGUUUGGGACGUUGCAGUCUACAGAUGAAAAUGCUAAAAGCGAUGUUGCAAAAAAAAAAAAGACAGCGAAAUGAUGAAUGAGAUGUUACGAAAAAAAAAGGGUGAUUUGAGCAGUUUAUGUUUCGGUGUCAUUUCGCUUUGGAUAUGUGAAUAUACAGGCAGGGCAGUUUGUCUUA